AUCGAGUUCGUCGACCACCACAUCCACGUGCCGGUCCAGAAGCAUCGGCACCUCCCCAUGGUGUCGGUGUCCCAGAAGUUCGUGGACGUCCCGCAGGUGGAGAUCGUGGACAAGAUCGUGGACGUGCCCGUACAGAGGCAGGUGCACGUGCCCAUGAUCCAGCAGGUCCAGAAGACCGUGGAGGUCCCGCAGAUCGAGUUCAUCGACCAGCAUGUCCACGUGCCUGUCCAGAGGCACAGGGAGAUCCCGGUCCACACCGUGGCGCAGAAGUUCGUGGAGGUGCCCCAGGUGGAGUUCAUCGACCGAGUAGUCGACGUGCCCGUCUUCAAGCAGGUCCCCGUGCCGCAGGUGCAGACGGUCCAGAAGACGGUCAACAUCCCGCAGGUCGAGUUCGUGGACACGGACGUGCAGGUGCCCGUCGUGAAGCAGCGCCACGUGCCGGUCAUCCAGAAGGUCCAGCGGCCCAUGGAGGCGCGCCCAGGGGCGGCGAAGAGGGGGGGCAUUGGCACCAUGGGCGCCUGA
Prorocentrum cordatum is the source of this 522-nucleotide messenger RNA. The record is from the annotation of a GenBank genome assembly. Lineage: Eukaryota; Dinophyceae; Prorocentrales; Prorocentraceae.